This is a messenger RNA of Dermatophagoides pteronyssinus (European house dust mite), 6800 nucleotides long. RefSeq names its product sodium voltage-gated channel paralytic (gene para). The record is from RefSeq and is a predicted model, not a curated record. Gene Ontology annotation, cellular component: voltage-gated sodium channel complex; plasma membrane. Lineage: Eukaryota; Metazoa; Arthropoda; Arachnida; Sarcoptiformes; Pyroglyphidae. Gene Ontology annotation, biological process: neuronal action potential; membrane depolarization during action potential; sodium ion transmembrane transport. Gene Ontology annotation, molecular function: calcium ion binding; voltage-gated sodium channel activity.
AUACAACCACAAUCUAUACACAUCAUGCUCAUCAUCAAGAAAUAUCCGAACCGGAUCCAAUGUUGGAAGCUGGCCUACCAUUACCAAGAGGAUUACAACGUGUCUUUCCACCGGAAUUAAUAGCCACACCGAUCGAAGAUAUUGAUCAUUAUUAUCAAAAUAAAUUGACAUUUACUGUGAUCAGCAAAAGUAAAGAUAUAUUUCGUUUUAGUGCAACAAAAUCAUUGUUUAUAUUAUCACCAUUCCAUCCUAUACGUCGUGUUGCCAUUUAUAUGCUUGUACAUCCUUUAUUCAGUUUUCUUGUCAUUGUAACAAUAUUGAUUAAUUGUAUAUUGAUGACAUUACCACCUGAAGAAUCGAUUGAACGCACCGAAAUAAUAUUCACAACAAUUUAUACAUUUGAAUCAUGUUUAAAAGUAGCUGCACGUGGUUUUAUAUUAUCACGAUUUACUUAUCUACGUGAUCCAUGGAAUUGGUUAGAUUUUGCUGUUAUAAUGUUAGCCUAUUUAACAAUGGGUGCAACCGAUCUUGGUAAUUUAAGUGCUGUUCGUACAUUCAGAGUAUUACGUGCAUUAAAAACUGUUGCUAUUAUACCGGGUAUGAAAACAAUUGUUGGUGCUGUUAUUGAAUCGGUUAAAAAUCUUAAAGAUGUUGUUAUAUUAUUAUGUUUUUCAUUAUCGGUAUUUGCAUUACUUGGUUUACAAGUUUAUAUGGGUGUAUUGACACAAAAAUGUAUACGUAAUAAUGAUAGAAAUCUUACCGAUAUUGAAUGGAAUUCAUGGUGUAGUAAUAGUACAAAUUGGUAUUAUAAAACACCUGAUUCACCUCCAUAUUUAUGUGGUAACAGUUCACAACAAUGUCCAGCCGAUUAUACUUGUUUACAAGGUUUUGGUGAUAAUCCAAAUUAUGGUUAUACAAAUUUUGAUACAUUUGGUUGGGCAUUAUUAGCAUCAUUUCGUUUAAUGACACAAGAUUCAUGGGAAACAUUAUAUCGUGCAAUUAUUCGUGUUACCGGUUUAUGGCAUGUUAGUUUUUUCUUUGUUGUCAUAUUUUUAGGUUCAUUUUAUUCUGUGAAUUUAAUUUUGGCUAUUGUUGCAAUGAGUUAUGAUGAAUUACAGAAAAAAGCUGAAGAAGAAGAAAUUGCAACAGCAGCUGAAGAAGCAGCUUAUGCUGAAGCAUGUCGUCUUGCGGAAGAAGAUCUAUAUGGAUCAGGUGGUGGUGGUCAUCAUGGUGGUGGUGGAAAUGGUCAACGACGUAGUCGUCGUAGUAGCCGUUUAUCAACAACAUAUAAUGUUGCAUCAGCUAUUGCAUCUGCAGCUAUUCGUCCAACAUCUUAUGGUAAUACAUUGGAUGUUGUACAACAACAACAACGACGACGAUCAUCAUUAAUACCAAUGGAUUUAUUAUCACAACAACAACAACAUCCAUCAUCAUUACAGGUGCCACAAGGUCCAUAUAAUAAUAAUAAUAAUAAUAAUAAUAAUGUAACAGCCAAUUAUCUGGGAUAUCCAUCAUCAACAAUAUCUACAACACAACCAAAUCAUCAGCCUAUAACAAUAACACAGGAAACCGAACUUAGAUCUCGUCAUCAUUCACAACAACAAGAUAAACAACCGUCCACAUCAUUACCUAGUCCGUCUUUUCGUGCUUCUUCUUUUUCAUCAUCAAGUUCAUCAUCAUCAUCAUCGAUAUCAUCAACAACAUUACCAUGUCAAAAUUUUGAUUGUGAAUGUAAAUUUAGAAAUAAUAAACGAAUCAAUAACCAACAGCAUCAUCAUCAUUAUCAUCAUCAACAACAACAACAACAACAAUUAACUGAUCAACAACAAACAACAACAAAACGAAGAAAAAAACCACCAGAUUCAUUGACAUUGAAUAAUGACAAAUCAUUAACAAUUCGUAAGACAAGUCUUUCGUUACCUGGAUCACCGUUUAAACAAAUUGAUCAAAAAUUAAAUAAUGAUAAUGAUGAUGAUGAUGAUGGUGAUUGUGAAUGUCAAGAUAAUUGUCAUAAAUGUUCAGAAAAUUUUCUUUGUAAACAAAAACAAUCAAAAACAUCAUCAUCGGCUGUACAUAAAUAUAUUGAUGGACAAAAAGAUUUACCAUUUGCCGAUGAUAGUGCAGCACAGACACCAUUGUCCGAUGAGAAUCUACCUCCAUUUCCCGAUAUUGAUGGAUUACCUUAUCAUCAUCAUCAUCAUUAUCAUCAUCAUCGACCAUCAAAAGCCUUAAGUUUAUCAAAUUUUGAUUAUGAAUCUAAUCAGCCAACGUUUUGUUCAACGAAUGGUGCCUUUACGAAUAAUAAUAAUGGUCAUAAUAAUAAUAAUAAUACAUUAAUGCAAAAUGUUGAAUCAACAUCUACACAUAAUUCAACAUAUACAUCACAUUCAUCACGUAUAUCCUAUACAUCACAUGGUGAUAUUUAUGGCCGUUUAGGUUUUGCUACAAAUUUACCACCAUUAUUGGCCAAAAAUUAUCAUUUACGUGCCAGACGUAUGUCAAAUGUGGAAAAAUUUUACAAUGAUGAAUGGGCCAAAAAUACGGCUAUUGUAUCGCCAAAUGUACAAAGUAAUUUGCCAAUGUUACAACCAUUUUUACCUGGUGUAAAUAAUUUUCUAAUCACAUCUAAUAAUAAUAAUGAUAAUGAUAAUAAUAUAAAGCCAAAUUCAGCCAACGUCAAUAUGAAAGACGUUAUGGUAUUGAACAAUAUAAUCGAACAAGCAUCUGUUAUGAGAAAUGAUCCACAUCAUCUUCAUCAUUAUCCAACGCAAUCAAAUGAAAGAGUUUCCAUAUACUACUUUCCUACAGAAAGUCAAUCAUAUCAUCAUCAUCAUCAUUAUGAUAUUGCUGAUAUUGAAAAUUAUCCGGGUGAUGAUCUAAUCGAUUCACAAUCCGAUUCAUCAUCACAUUAUUCAAGUGAUUAUGAAAAACCAAAAUUAAAAGAACGUAUUUCGAUUUGUUGUUUAAAAUUUAUGGAUAUAUUAUGUGUUUGUGAUUGUUUUUGGUGUUGGAUACGUGUACAGGAAUUGGUUGCAUCAGUUGUAUUUGAUCCAUUUAUGGAAUUAUUUAUUACAUUAUGUAUUGUUGUUAAUACAUUAUUUAUGGCAAUGGAUCAUCAUAAUAUGGAUAAAGAUUUAGAUGAUAUUUUACAAAAAGGAAAUUUUUUUUUUACAGCCAUAUUUGCUAUUGAAGCAUCAUUAAAAUUAAUAGCAUUAAGUCCAAAAUUUUAUUUUCGUGAAGGUUGGAAUAUAUUUGAUUUUGUAAUCGUUAUUCUAUCAUUAUUGGAUGUUAGUUUAUCAUCGGUUUCUGGUUUGUCCGUAUUACGAUCAUUUCGUUUGCUUCGUGUAUUCAAAUUGGCUAAAUCAUGGCCAACAUUAAAUCUAUUGAUAUCGAUUAUGGGUAAAACGGUUGGUGAUCUUGGUAAUCUAACAUUCGUAUUAGGUAUUAUUAUAUUUAUAUUUGCUGUGAUGGGUAUGCAAUUAUUUGGUAAAAAUUAUACCGAAGAUAAUUUUGGUGGAAAAGAAAUACCACGUUGGAAUUUUAAAGAUUUUAUGCAUUCAUUUAUGAUUGUAUUUCGUGUAUUAUGUGGUGAAUGGAUUGAAUCAAUGUGGGAUUGUAUGCGUGUUUCUGGUGCUGCAUGUGUACCAUUUUUUCUUGCCACUGUUAUUAUUGGUUAUUUGGUUGUGCUCAAUUUAUUUUUAGCUUUAUUGCUAUCAUCAUUUGGUGCAUCAAAUUUAUCGGCACCUACAUCCGAAAGUGCCGAUACAAAAAAACUUCAAGAAGCAUUUGAACGUUUUGCACGUGCAUUUAAAUGGAUCAGAUUGAAAAUUAUACAAUUAUUUAAGCUUUUAUUGCCAAAAACACGUAAUCAAAUUAGUGAUCAAACAUUUGAUCAUCAAAAAAAUGAUGAUAUGCUCAAUGAUUUAGAUAUGAUUACUGGUGAUGGUCAUCAUCAACCAAAUGAAAUGCUUUUUAUUGAUGGUCAAAAAUCAACAACAUUAGCCAAUAAUAUUGGUAAAAUGACACAUGCAGAUUUUGAAAUGGUAUUAUUACAUGAAUCAAAAAUUAAUGGCCGUACAACCGUAACAUCUACUGUAACAUCGACUACACCUUGCAAUAGUAUGAAUGUAAAUUCAAUGAUUGGUCAUAGUAAUAAUAACGCACAACAACAACAACAAUCACCACAAUCGCAACAAUUGCAAUCAAAAUUAAAUCAUCAAAAUGAUAAUAACCAACAACAAACAUUAAUACCAUCAUCAAAUCCGCUACAAUCAUCAUCAUUUGAUUCAAAAGCAAAUAGUAAUCUAAGUGAUAGUCAAUGUGAUAAUAUUGUUUCAUUUAUAACACCUGGACAUAAAUCAAUGAAUAAUAGUGUUAGUGAUGAUAAAUUAGAUACAGCAACAGCUGAUGUAAUUAUUAAUGAAUAUCCAUCGGAAUGUUUUCCCGAACCAAUGUAUAAAUAUUGUCCAUGGUGUUUAGAUGAAACACCAUUUUGGAUACGUUGGAAAGAUAUUCGUACACGUUGUUAUAAAUUUGUUGAACAUAGAUAUUUUGAAACACUUGUUAUUACAUUAAUUCUUAUUAGCAGUAUGGCAUUGGCACUGGAAGAUGUAAAUUUUAAAAAAGAUCCAUUAUUUAUGGAAUAUUUAGGAUAUUUGGAUAAAUUUUUUACAAUUAUUUUUAUUUGUGAAAUGUUAAUCAAAUGGCUUGCAUUUGGUUUUGCCGGUUAUUUUACAAAUGUUUGGUGUUGGUUAGAUUUUGUCAUCGUUAUGGUUUCAAUAUUCAAUAUAUUUGUCGGAAUUUUCGGUCUUGGAAAUGUACCGGCAUUUAAAACGAUGCGGACAUUAAGGGCAUUAAGACCUUUACGAGCACUUUCCAGGCUUGAAGGCAUGCGUGUUGUUGUCAAUGCAUUAAUACAGGCAAUACCAGCCAUUUUUAAUGUAUUAUUAGUUUGUCUAAUAUUUUGGCUUAUAUUUUCAAUAAUGGGUGUACAAUUAUUUCUUGGAAAAUUUUAUCAAUGUAUUGAUGCUGAAACAAAAAUAAAAUUAAAUGCAAGUUAUGUACCGAAUAAAGAAGCCUGUUUAGCACGUAAUCAUACUGUUUGGUAUAAUCCACCAAUCAAUUUUGAUCAUGUUCCAAAUGCUUAUCUUGCAUUAUUUCAAGUGGCCACAUUCAAAGGUUGGCUAGAUAUAAUGAACAAUGCAAUCGAUUCAAAACAAGAUCCAAAUGAACAACCAGAAAAAGAAGUGAAUCUUUAUAUGUAUCUUUAUUUUGUAUUUUUCAUAAUAUUUGGAUCAUUUUUUACGCUCAAUCUGUUUAUCGGAGUGAUUAUCGAUAAUUUUAAUGAACAAAAAAAGAAAGCCGGUGGUUCAUUGGAAAUGUUUAUGACUGAAGAUCAGAAAAAAUAUUAUAAUGCAAUGAAAAAAAUGGGUUCAAAAAAACCGAUGAAAGCAAUACCAAGACCAAGGUUUAAAUUACAAGCAAUUGUAUUCGAUAUAACAACGAAUAAAAAAUUCGAUAUGUUUAUUAUGUUAUUUAUUGCAUUGAAUAUGUUUGUUAUGGCAUUGGAUGAAUAUCGACAAAGUGAAUUAUUUUCAUUAAUAUUGGAACGAUUGAAUCUAUUUUUUAUAGCAAUAUUUACAGCUGAAUGUUUAUUGAAAAUAUUUGCAUUAAGAUGGCAUUAUUUUAAAGAACCAUGGAAUAUAUUUGAUUUUGUUGUUGUAAUAUUAUCAAUAUUGGGCGUAUUAUUACGUGAUAUAAUAACAAAAUAUUUUGUAUCACCAACAUUAUUACGUGUUGUACGUGUUGUUAAAGUUGGUCGUGUAUUACGUUUGGUUAAAGGUGCACGUGGUAUUCGUACAUUAUUGUUUGCAUUGGCAAUGUCAUUACCAGCAUUAUUCAAUAUUUGUUUAUUACUUUUUUUAGUAAUAUUCAUUUAUGCCAUAUUUGGAAUGUCAUUCUUUAUGAAUGUUAAACAACGUUAUGGAAUUGAUGAAACAUUUAAUUUUAGUACAUUUUUUCGUUCAUUUUUAUUAUUGUUUCAGAUGUCAACAUCGGCCGGUUGGGAUAAUGUUCUGGCUGCAAUUAUGGAUGAAAAUGAUUGUACACCAACCGGACCGGAUGGUGAAGGUGAUUGUGGUAAUCGUGGUAUUGCAAUAGCUUUUCUUGUUUCUUAUCUAAUCAUAUCAUCACUUAUUAUUAUUAACAUGUAUAUUGCUGUUAUAUUGGAAAAUUAUUCACAAGCAGCUGAAGAUGUACAUGAAGGUCUUACCGAUGAUGAUUAUGAUAUGUAUUAUGAAAUAUGGCAAAGAUUUGAUCCAAAAGGAACACAAUUUAUAUCAUAUUCACAAUUAUCAGAUUUUGUACAUGCACUUGAAGAACCAUUACAGAUACCUAAACCAAACAAAUUUAAAUUAAUAUCAAUGGAUAUACCAAUUUGUUUGGAUGAUAUGUGUUAUUGUGUUGAUAUAUUGGAUGCAUUGACAAAAGAUUUUUUUGCUCGUAAAGGUCAUGUAAUAGAAGAAACGGCUGAAUUAGCUGAAGUUGCACCAGUUAAAUUAGGUCAAUUUGAACAUAUUAGCAGUACAUUAUGGAGACAACGUGAAGAAUAUUGUGCAAGUGUUAUACAAAAAGUAUGGCGUGAAUAUCAUCAACGUAAACAGCAACAAAAAUUGAAUACAAUUACUGAAGAAUAAUUGAAACCAAAACAAAAAAAUCAUUAACAAUUUAUCAUUAUCAUCAACAACAACAAAAACACCACAAUAAUACUGAUAAUAUGCUUCAGCAGAAAAAAAAACAUU